Messenger RNA from Tripterygium wilfordii, 1119 nucleotides. RefSeq lists its product as uncharacterized. Gene Ontology annotation, cellular component: chloroplast. The transcript has 4 exons. The coding region runs from base 186 to 896 and encodes 236 amino acids. The record is from RefSeq and is a predicted model, not a curated record. NCBI's taxonomy places the organism in Eukaryota, Viridiplantae, Streptophyta, Magnoliopsida, Celastrales, Celastraceae.
CUACUGUUGGUUUAUUUUUCUUGCCAAAUAUCUGUCUAAAAAACGUUGCCCAAGAAAAAAUCCUCGGAAAAUCUCCCAUUUCUCUAAUCAAACGGUAGGAAAACUAGGUUGCCUUCGAUUCUUGCUCGUUCGGAAAGUGAUUCGAGAGUCCUAACAGUGGAACAACAAUCUCUGGCUGUGUGGCAAUGGCCACAACUCUGUCCGCCUUCCCCAAAGGGUUUCUUCUAUAUUCACAGAGCCACCAGAAGCGCACAGCACCGAAUAGUGGCACCACCGUCAGGGCCUUCCGCCGGAGCGACUUCGACAGGUUCGCUAGUCGCGUGAGGUCCGGGGAGGCCUGGGAAGACGCCUGGCGCAGCGCAAAUGACCGCUUUGAGCUGUUCCUGUUUGAGGCCAAGAAAACAGCGGAGCGUAUUGACCGCCGUUACUCCGUCUCCCAACGAGCCUCUUCUGCUGUUCGGAACAUUGACAGGGAGUUCGAGAUUGGUCCUAGAUGGCGAGCAUUCAGCAUGGACUUCUCCAGAAACUGGCCCAGGUACAGGAAACAGCUCAAUGAUUUUCUGAAUACUCCAUUGGGAAGAAGUUUCAGUACAAUUUUCUUCAUCUGGUUUGCAUUAUCUGGAUGGCUUUUUCGAGUCUUGAUAUUUGCUACAUGGGUAUUGCCAUUUGCUGGUCCUCUUCUCAUCGGAACUAUCGCCAAUAAUCUUCUCAUUAAGGGGGCUUGUCCUGCUUGUCAGAGGCAGUUUGUUGGCUACAAGAAUCAGAUAAUUCGCUGCUCAAGCUGCAGAAACAUUGUAUGGCAACCUGAAGGCGACUUCUUUUCGAAAGGAAGUAGAAGCAAAAGUUCAUCAAAAAGUGAUCCUCAGAUUAUUGACGUUGAUUUUGAGGAGAAAUGAUUUGAAAUUUAGAACAUACAGAAGUUAUGUUUCUCUAUGGACUCUACAUUACAAUGCAAAAUAGGGAACUAGAGUGAGAUUGAUCAUAUUCUUUCUUGUAACCAUAGUAUUUGCUGUUGAUAUUGUAUGUACCUUGACAGUAUUGAAAGCUCAUGUACGAGCUUCUCAUUUAUUUCAUUUUGUAUAUCCCUUUAUACAAGGAAAGUUUGAUAGAGAAGCGCAA